This is a messenger RNA of Parnassius apollo (apollo), 741 nucleotides long. NCBI's taxonomy places the organism in Eukaryota, Metazoa, Arthropoda, Insecta, Lepidoptera, Papilionidae. The record is from the annotation of a GenBank genome assembly.
AUGGAGUUAGUGUAUGGUCGUUUGACCGCAGUGGAUCUAUCAAUACUACGUUUGUGUUACUUCAACGCAUCAAAGGCCAUGGAUAAAUCAUUGAGCUUCGAUGAAAAUACCUAUAAACAGUAUUACUACUCGCCACUCUCCCCUCAAGAAGAGAGUGAUGACAUCGUCAUUAAUAAUAACACAUGCGAUGGUGGAAAAAGAAAAUCGCAAUCGAUUGAUCAUUUUUUUGAAGCUGAAUCAAAAAUAAAAAAGAGGAAGCUGUUAUCAUCAACCGUAGCACGAGCCGCUAGAGAUGGUGUAUCGUAUAUUUCUACUAAUUCUGACGACGGAGACCAAGCGACGCAUCUCAUCAAAAUUGAAAUGAAGACAAGAGCAGAAGAAAGAGAUGAGUGUGGCAUACGUGUACAGAACACAUCAUUGAAGAACAAAACUACAACACUGAGUGGAGAUGAAAACGAGAAUAUGCAGUACUCAAGAGCUGAAUAUCCAUUCUUCAGUUCAAAAUCUAGCCGGUUGCUCAGUUUCGAAAACUGGCCUCUCGUUAUGCGACAGAAACCUGAAGAUCUUGCAGAAGCCGGUUUCUUUUAUACUGGCCAUGCAGACAGGACCAAGUGUUUCCAUUGUGGUGGUGGCUUAAAAGAUUGGGAAGAUGAUGAUGAUCCUUGGCAGCAGCAUGUUCAGUGGUUUAGUCAGUGUGCUUAUGUAAAAUUUAAACUCGAACAGAGUUUUGUAUUAGAUUAA